Boleophthalmus pectinirostris (great blue-spotted mudskipper) is the source of this 1310-nucleotide messenger RNA. RefSeq lists its product as uncharacterized. NCBI's taxonomy places the organism in Eukaryota, Metazoa, Chordata, Actinopteri, Gobiiformes, Gobiidae. The coding region runs from base 131 to 913 and encodes 260 amino acids. The record is from RefSeq and is a predicted model, not a curated record. Gene Ontology annotation, molecular function: GTPase activator activity. The transcript is spliced from 10 exons.
GAAGUGUGUGACACAUUUAGGUAGUGUGGACAGAAUAGAGAAGUAAAAGGCCCACAUGAGGCCAAAGAUACAGCUUUGACUUGAGAGGGAAGUGACACACCACAGACAGGUAGAUAGGGUUUCACAGUAAAUGUAUACACUUGAAUUACUCAACAUGUCACUGAAUGAGGAUAAUGAUCUGAGCUUUGAGAGUUUUCUUCAGAAGAGAAAAGAUACUCUGAAAUUAAGAUGGGUGACAUAUUGGUUCAGUCUACAAAACACCACCUUGUUUUUCUACACACAAAAACAUGGAAGUGCUUUACACCUUAGAGGUCACUACUACAUGUACACGAUUCAGUCAGUACGAGAGGUCCAACAUGAUGACAGUAAACGCUUUAUGUUUGAAAUCAUCAUGACCAGUGGGAAGAAGAAAAUGCUUGCAGCAGAGUCAGCCACUCUUAGAAAAGAAUGGGUCAGAUACUUGUGGAAAGCCAUGCAUCUUUCAACUUCUGGCCUUGGGACUACACACAGAAAACGUGAAGUGUGUGAGCAGCAGAGCAUAAACAGCAACAUCUAUGCAGAUGUGGAGUGUUUUGUAGAACCCAUGGAUACCACCUGUAGUCCUGCUGAUCCUGAGCCGGACUCUACAUUCCCCACAUCAGAGGAACCAGUCUAUCAAAACUUUCACCAGCCCAAUAGUUUCCAAACAAAUGAAGAGAUUAGACUGGAUGGAGACUAUGAUAUUUUGCCUGCUCGAAAUAUUUGUCAGAGGGCUGACCAGUCUACAUCUACCGACAAUGGGGAGUAUGACUGCCCUUUGUCUUACAGAAAACUCCCUGAUCAAGAAAACCCCUAUGAUGUACCAAGUGCCCUUUUGAGGAAGUCAGCAGAUGACUGCAUAGAUCCUGAGGAUGGACCCUACUGGAAAAUAUAAUCAGAAAGCAUCAGAUUUAGUUUUGUACAUAGUAUUAUUUUGCACAAAAUUUAAAAUGUACACCAGUUCACAUAUUUAUUAGAUGCACAAUGCGUCAGGUAACAAUAUUUAAGGACAUUAUAGUCAAGACCAUAACCAUGCAGCCAUUAUAACCACCACAAAAAUACAGACACCACAGUUUGCAUUUACAGGUCAGGUUUGUUCACAGUUAAAACAUUUGCAACAACCCUUUUAUUGCUCUUUCACUUUGGACUGGAAUGACUUUUAAAUAAAAAUGUAAGGUUUUCUUUAAGAGAGACAGUUAUGCAAUGUAAUACUAAAUACAACUUUUUAAAUAUUUAAGUAUAUAUAUUGACAUCUUUGCAUUAGUAUUUUCUCCAAACUUGAUAAAAGAUAA